Messenger RNA from Linum trigynum, 6596 nucleotides. The record is from the annotation of a GenBank genome assembly. NCBI's taxonomy places the organism in Eukaryota, Viridiplantae, Streptophyta, Magnoliopsida, Malpighiales, Linaceae.
CCUCAUCAAGUAAACUUAUUCACUCUCCAUUCCAUAAUAUCAACUUCAUUGUACACAAUUAGAAAGAACAAAUUAGACAUGUCUCCACAAACAUAAAAAAAGAUUAGUUGUUUAAGGAAGAUAUAUUGCUUAGAAUAUUAAAUAACCCGGAAAAAUUAAUUAUAUGGGUGUCGCCACGCACCCAUGGGGCGAGUUUACCUAAACCCAAACUCAACCCAACCCGGUGAAUAAUGUAGCGGGUUUAAACCCGAACCCGGCCCAAAACCCGUCAACACGGAAUUUACAUGCGUUGACCGGGUUGGGUCGGGUGGGUACCCAUGGGUUCGGGGUUUGUUGCCAUCCCGAAUCCUAACUAAAAAGAUCCAACCAUUAACUGUAGAAAUCGGAUAACGCGGAAAGAUGAACAUGAAGACAAGAUUUACGUGGUAUCCCUGUUCGUUGUGAACAUGACUAAUCCACUGUGAGGUCGGAACGAGCUCACGGACUGAGAUAUUAUUUAUGACUGCGUGACCUGGCUUGCUUUGACAGGAGACCCAAAGCUAAGCUUAUAUAGUGAUGUAGGGAGAAAACUAAUCCCUUUGAGUAAUGACUUGGUUUCCCUUUACAUAUUAACUAGGAAACGUAUACACACUAGAACACAAAGACUUGGUUACUUGGAACGCAAGGCAAAGUAACUGAUAAACCGUUAAUUACACAUGUUUUUACCCCUGUUCUUACACCGUUUGAGAUGUGAUUUCUCGUGGUUUAGACCGAUUUCACGCUAGGUUGUGCUUGUUUGUGAUGUUUCAGGUCCUAGUACGUGAAUGAAGGCUUAGGAGCGAGUCUGGGGUCGAUUGGACGAAAAACGGACGAAUAGCGAGGUUUCUGGGGAGCUGCACGGGCAGACCAGGGAGGCUGCACGGCCGUGCACGUGAGCAAUAUGGCCGUGCGCCUUAUGCCGAGGACACGCACGGGCAACCCCUGAAGCUCGCACGGCCGUGCACCCUGGCCGUGCGAGAGGGCUGAAGUUCGACUAAAUGACACGCUGCGUUUUGAGUUGCACGGCCAGAAUGGUGAUAUGCACGGCCGUGCACCCUGGCCGUGCGAGUCGGGAUUUCCUGGUUUUAAGCCAAAUUCCGAACCAAAGAAGGGGGAUUCGAGUUUUUGAGAGAGAGAUCAGUUCCUAGAGAGAGAAAGUGACGAGCAAGAGUUCCCAAGUGCCCUAGAUUGAUCUUCAACACCAUUGGAGGCCAGCUUGAGCUUGGAGAAGUGCCGAUCAACGUCCAGAAACAGGAAUCCAUCCUUCGCAGUAUGAAUUCCGUGUCUGAUUCUGCUUUUGCUUUCUUCUCUAUGGAGUAAUUCUCCCAUUCAUCUGGGUAUGGAGAACCCUAGAUUUGUAUGUUAGGCUUUGAUUGUAUGAACCCAAGUACUGAUUCUGUGAUUGAUUAUAUUCGAUUGAGGUUUUAAUGAUUGAAUGACUUGAAUCCUGAUCAAAUUCCUGUUGUUUCUGCUUCAACCUAGAAUGAGAAUAUCUGCCUAGGCUAAUAGAGUAUCCUUGAUUGAAGGUAGGGAGUUGGUGACUUUAGUCGAGGAACCAACUCACUAUUCUGUACCGGAUUUACUCCGGUAGUGGAGGUUUUGUUCUUAGGGCCUCAAUCUGUCGACUCCGGUGGAGGUUAGUCGCCCGCUAGAGAGUCAGAUUGAGAGGGUCUGAAGACCUUUAGUCGAGACUUCAGGCUGUUUAAGAACCUUCCGCAGUAUAACUGUCAUAGAAACUGAACUUGGUAAUUACAAUCCGGCUUAACUGCAGUCUAGGGGGAACCAUAUCCGGGUGACCUCUUUAACCUGAAUACAACAGUUUACUUGCUUUGUUAGUUUGAUAGUUUAGACUUGCAUCCCAGUUUCAUUGCUAGAUAACACGAACUCACUGAGUAGUCAGCAAAUCUAGGACCCGGGUUGACAUAUAAACCUAAACCCGCUAUACUACGCUUUAGGGAGUGGUUGCACUUGGCCAAUUCCUAGGGUGACAGUAGAGUCGAGUCAAGUUUUUGACGCCGUUGCCGGGGACGGCUAGGUUGUUGAAGAAAAGUGAUUUCUGUUAAUUUAGCUUUUCUUUUUGCUUUGUUUUCUUUGUCCCACUUGUGCCUUCACGGGUUUGUUGCUUGAGUGUGUGCAGGUAGUGCAUGACCCGUAGCCAGUCGGGAGGUUUACUGCCGUUGAAUCCAGAGAUUGACCGCACCUGUCGCCAGCUCAGGAGACAACAGGGAGCUAGACUGGCUACGGAAGAGCGCAUAGACGGCCACCUGAGCAGCGAUUCUGAAGAAGAGCACGGGAUGGACGGAGACUACAACCAACACCAGGGGAAUCCACAGCAGGUUCCCCCGGUGAAUCAGGUCCUGGGGAACAACCCCAUACCCCAGGAUCAUGGAGUUCAUCAUCCACCGCAGCCGGGUCCCACCUUGGAGUACUACUACACUCCGCGGAUUGCUGAUAUCCGCCCGGUCAUCCUCUACCCGCCGAUUCCAGCAAACAACUUCGAGAUCAAGCCAUGCUGGAUUCAGCUCAUCACAUCCUCGAUCCAGUUCCAUGGCUUGAAGAAUGAGGAGGCCAGGGUGCAUCUUUCCCGUUUUCUGCAGCUGACGAACGGGUUCAAGCUGAAUGGUGUCCCCGAUGAUGUGAUCCGCCUUCAUCUCUUCCCCCAUUCUCUGGCGGGGAAUGCUAAGAGGUGGUUGGAGACCCAGCCCCCAUUGUCCAUCACCUCUUGGGACGAUCUGGCGGACAAGUUCGUGCACAGGUACUAUCCGGCAUCGAAGACUACAGAGAUUCAGCGGGAGAUCACUCACUUCCGCCAGGAGCCAGAUGAGUCACUCCGUGAUGCUUGGGAGCGGUACAUGGGCUACUUCUGGCAGUGCCCCCACCAUGGCUUUAGUGAUGCUUUCACUGUGGGGAACUUCUACAGCGCUCUCUCCCCAGAUAGCCAGAGGGUGAUUGAGUCUUUAUGCCCAGGAGGGGAUAUUCUUACCAAGACUCCACCCGAGCUGAACCAGAUGAUCAGUACUUUGGCUGCCAGAGAUCAUUCUUGGGGACAGGGUAGCCGAGGCAGACAGUCCCGGGACCGUGGUGUGCACGCCAUGGAGACCAGAUCCGGGCUCGAGCAGCAGGUAGCUGAGCUAGUGCAGACAUUGAAGCAGCCCAACAGUCUGAUUCCGGGCAGAGGUUUGGCUACACCUCCAGUUGCUCAGUGUCAGUGGUGUGAGAGCUCCAGUCACCUAGUGGAGGACUGCCAGGCUAUGAGGGAGUCUACCACACCCCAGGAACAGUUGGCCUUCAUCGCCAAUGCGAGGCGCCUCGAUCCAUACAGUAGCACAUAUAAUGAGGGGUGGCGCCAGCAUCCCAACUUCGCCUGGAGCAGCAACACCACUAAACCACCUGGUUUCCCAGCACCAGCAGGUGGUUUUCAGCAGAGGCAGCCCUUCCAGGCUCGCCAGGGGCCAGAUCCACAGCAGCAGCCCUACCAGCCUAGGCAGGGCCAGCCAUUCCAGCAGCCCCAACGCCAGUUUGCCGAGCCAGCAGCAGCUCCGGCCCCAGAUGAUAGGAUGACGAAGCUGGAAAACAUUCUAGCUUCAUUCAUGACUAGCACCCAGGCUGCUAUCACAUCACUGGAGGCAGGUCAGCGGAACCAGGGUGCCAUUUUGCAGGAUCUGCAGACCCAGGUGGGCAUCUUGGCCCGCCAGAGCACCACCAGGGCACCGGGGACUCUGCCUGCCACCACUGUUCCUAAUCCUCGAGAUCCUCACCAGCAUCAGCAGCUGGAUGCCAUUUUUACCAGGAGCGGUAAGGUGAUAUCUGCUGAUCCUGCCCCGGCCAGACAGGAGGAGCCACUACCUGCUUCAGCACUUCCAGCCGACGAUGCAGAAGUGCGGGUGGAGAAGGAAGCCCCUGCUCCCAAGCCACAACCAGUGGUUAAGGAGCAUGUACCCCAGCUUCCCUUCCCCACUCGCCUACACAAGGACAAGCUGGAGACUGAGUUUGCCAAGUUCAUGGCAAUGUUGAAGCAGCUCAACAUCAGCAUACCGUUCAUGGAGGCACUGUCGAAGAUGCCCAAGUAUGCCAAGUUCAUGAAAGAUAUCUGCACCAACAAGAAGAAACUUGGGGAUCUCUCGACAGUGAUGCUCAGUGAGGAGUGUUCUGCUAUCCUGCAGAACAAGCUGCCCGAGAAGCGCAAGGAUCCAGGGAGUUUUACUAUCCCUCUUACUAUUGGCAGUAUGCAUGUAGGAAAGUCCUUGGCGGACCUAGGCGCUAGCAUUAACGUCAUGCCAUAUAAGUUGUAUAAAAUGCUAGACCUAGGUGAACUUAGCCCUACUAGGAUGAGCAUUCAAUUAGCUGAUCGUUCUAUCGUGCAUCCUAAGGGUAUCAUUGAGGAUCUGCUUGUUAAAGUAGGUACAUUCACAUAUCCUGUUGAUUUUAUUAUUCUUGAUGUGCAUGAGGAUGUGGAUGUGCCUUUGAUUCUAGGUAGGCCAUUUCUUGCCACCGCCAAGGCACUAAUUGAUGUGCAUGAUGGUAAGUUGAUCUUGCGUGCUGGGAAUGAACAGGCUACUUUUUCUGUGACUGAGUUUGAUCACUGUGCUAUGAUUGAUGUCACGCCUGUGCAUGCUAUGUCUGAUCAGGUACACGAGCCUGUCGUGUAUCCUUCUGCACCUCCUAUUUUGCAGGACCCUCCUAUUAUUCCUUCGCCGCCACUCCAUCCAGCCUCACCUCCGAACAAAAAGCUCAAGGAGGAGUGGCGGCCGAAGCAGCAGGUUGCUAAGCCUGCACGGAAGAAGAGUGGAGACCACUAUGAGCUGGUCCCACCUCCUGCACCACGACCACCCUGGCCGUCCGGGUACUCGCUCACCUUCAUCUUGCCAGAUGGGCAGGUCGAGCUGACUGAUGAUGGUGGUCGCAUCCGUCGGGUGCAUGGCCACAACCUGAAGCUGUACCUCAAGAGCGACGUGGAUCCGCUCUUGGAGGCACCUGUUCCUGCACCGCCCUGAGUAUCCACCAUGGGCGUCCAGCUAAUACGACGGUAAAGAAGCGCUUGUGGGGAGGCAACCCCACCUCGGUUUGAUUUUCUUUCUUGUGUUUUGAGUCGGAUUGUAACCCGGUUUGGGUUUGGUUUGUUUUCUUUUAGUUUGGAUGAUAUUUUAUUGGGCUGACCAUUGAACCUAACAUACUGUGUUUGAGCUCUUCUGUUCCCCUUUGGCUGUGCUUGCCCCGACUGGCCCGUUUCCAGUCCCCUGCAGUCCGUGCAUACCGGUAACAUCUUUCCCUAUCCCUUCCCUAUUCUCCAUUGAGGGCAAUGUCGAUCUUAAGUGUGGGGGGGGUGUUUAUCUUUUGACUGCAUUAGAUCUGUUUGUGUGCUUGGAGUCUAAGCUUGGAGCCUAGUCCACUGUCCAAAUUUUUAAAUUUGAGGGCUCCAAGUACGUGUUUCCUUGCAAUUGCCUGCUCAGUAUGCUUUGAAUUGACAGUCUUUAUAGUAAUAUGCAACCUAGGGAGGUAGUGUAGCACUAUGGAGGAUGGUGAUGCAUUUAAGGAGUCUCAUUUCUUCUUCAUAUUGAGUUGGUUGAUUGAGUGAAUUAGUGAUCUUAGGACCCUUGAAUUGUGUGGUGUUGUGGAUUCUCUGCCUGUCAUGGACUCUUGUAUCAUGUUUUGAAAAUAACAGGUGCUCGAAAAUGUGCUUCAAAAUAAACGUCUCCCGUGCGAAUAGGGCGAAAGUGUGUAAGGGGAGACGGGAAUUCGUUCCCAAUUUCCACCUACUACCUCCAGCCCCCUUACAUGUCUUUCCCCCGCACGAGGCUCGAGACAUCCGCUCCUGGCAUGGCCGGUAAGAGCAGGUUGGGACCCUUGAAAAAGAAAAGAAAAGAAAAAUAUCAGAAAACAAGCAAAACAGGAAAAAAAGGGGUCUCAACCAUCUUCAAGAAGAAAAUAGAGCACCUUGAAAAAUGUGAGUCCAUGAUCCUUUGUUUUUGAGAAUCUCUUCAUCCACAAUCCAUUUGUCCUCUGUUCACUAUUUGCCAUGAUGCCGACUCGCUGAAGAAGUUAUGAGAUGACUUGUGCGUCGGUUGACCUCGUAAGCUGCUAAAUGAUCUAGGAAGUCCUCUACCUACGAUCUGAGUUGUUUGUUGCUAUAGAGGUCUGGAGAGUUGCAUUGGUUUGAGUUAGGUUUGCUUGGGGACAAGCAAACGGUUAAGUGUGGGGGAGAUAUAUUGUACACAAUUAAACUUAUUCACUCUCCAUUCCAUAAUAUCAACUUCAUUGUACACAAUUAGAAAGAACAAAUUAGACAUGUCUCCACAAACAUAAAAAAAGAUUAGUUGUUUAAGGAAGAUAUAUUGCUUAGAAUAUUAAAUAACCCGGAAAAAUUAAUUAUAUGGGUGUCGCCACGCACCCAUGGGGCGAGUUUACCUAAACCCAAACUCAACCCAACCCGGUGAAUAAUGUAGCGGGUUUAAACCCGAACCCGGCCCAAAACCCGUCAACACGGAAUUUACAUGCGUUGACCGGGUUGGGUCGGGUGGGUACCCAUGGGUUCGGGGUUUGUUGCCAUCCCGAAUCCUAACUAAAAAGAUCCAACCAUU